Messenger RNA from Cuscuta europaea, 686 nucleotides. Lineage: Eukaryota; Viridiplantae; Streptophyta; Magnoliopsida; Solanales; Convolvulaceae. The record is from the annotation of a GenBank genome assembly.
GAGACCUUUUGGUCCAUGGCUUCGAGCGGGGGAGGGAGGCCCCGUACAACAAUAGGCAGUAAAUGGCUUGUAGGUGAGAAAGGGAUAGGAAGAGACCAAAUGGUGAGGCAAAUCAAUAUAAUGGAUAAUCAGGAACAAAGACUGCUCCGCAUGGAAAACCAGAAUCAGGACGAGAGGGACGACCCAAAGACCGUGGAAGCAGUGACUAACAAUUGUAGCACGGGAGAGCAGAAGAGGAGGCGGACAUGGGAAGCUAAGGAACCAGAGCGGAAACAACCAGGAGAUGACACUAUGAUGCUGGAAGGAUAAAAAAUCAGGGAUGAGGCGGGCUGGAGCCCCCAGACCCGCCACAAUCAGUGAAGUUCUGGUGCACUUGGAGAAUAAAAGUUUCUUUUACUUUUAGACUUAUUUUUAUAUUUGCUGAGUUUUAUUAUGGACAUCGUGUGUUUUUGUUUGUUGUUACGUUUAGUUUUGUCAAGACUCUAGAAAAUAGGACAUGUGAUGGGGAACUUAGUUUACUAGUCAUUGGCUCCAGUAAGCCCAAUUCAGGAUCAGCGAAUCUGGUAUCUUCUUUCGAGAUGGUAGAUUCUAAGUCUGGUUCAAGGCGGACGGUAGACAAUGAGUUCUUUGUCAGUUUGUAUCCUGCUUACGUUCUUUCUUAUUAAUAUAAGCCACCUGCUUCCAAA